Messenger RNA from Dermatophagoides farinae (American house dust mite), 3182 nucleotides. RefSeq lists its product as uncharacterized. The record is from RefSeq and is a predicted model, not a curated record. Lineage: Eukaryota; Metazoa; Arthropoda; Arachnida; Sarcoptiformes; Pyroglyphidae.
CACAAUUGGUCCAAUCCACAAUCUGGAAAUCAUAUUAUCGUAACCAUCAAUCCAUAAUUCUUCAUCUUACAAUUGGCCAAAUCUUAAUGAUUAUUGAAUCAGAAAUUACAAACGAUUUACGUCAAAUUGAUCUGCACAACUGAUGAUAAUAACAACUAGCCAGAUUGGGGCUCAAAAUCUUCGUCGAUAACAUAUGAUAAGUCGAUUAUUGGUUAAAACUAAAUUGGAAAAUCCUAAAAAUUUGAUACUUCUACAAUUGGUUAAAUCUACAAUUUGAAAAUCCUAUUGAUGAAAAUUGAUAAAAUCGGCAAGCUAAAAUCGUAUAUUAAAAUCGAUUGAAAAUUGAAAUAUCACAGGUGAUUCUUCUUGGCCCAGCACCAGUAAUCAAUAUAGAUGUCAAUUCAAAUAAUAAUCCUGAAAAGAUGAAUAAUUAGUAAACAAUCCAGAAAAUCAAAAUGAAGACAUUACCUCUUUCAAUCAGCACACGUUGGGUCCAGAAUCGAUGAUCGCAAAUAAAUUGAAUUCAAUUAAAUAGAACAACUUACCCGAAUUAAAGUAUAGCAAUCAACAUUGGAAAACAAUUCAAAUUCACUACACAAAUCGAAUGUAAACAAUAACAUGAGCAAGUUGGAUGGCCAUUUCGACAACAGCAGCAAUUGAACAAACAAAAACAAGCAUCUUCACCACCUAUCGGCAAAACAUGAAAUCAUGGCGCCAAAAUUAAAAAUCUAGGCGUUGGCGACUUUACCGAAAAAUCAAAAACUUUUUCUCUUUUUUUUUUUAGCGUCAAAAAUAACACUUGAGUAUAACUCCCAUCUCAUCCACACAUGCCACCCCCAAAGACGAGUCAAAAUUUUUUUUUUUUUUUUUUUUUUGUUUCUUUCCAAUCAUUGUUUCGGUAUUUAAACACUUGAAAUUGCCACAUUUGGUUGCGAUCGACCGACCUAUUGGUUAUGCUGCACAAUUUUCUUAAAUUUUGUCAACAUUCAAUUGUGUCAAUCCAUGAUCAUUGUCUUUUGUUUUUCAUGAUAAUAGUCUUCAAACACCAGCAUACACAAAUAUACCACACUCACACAUACACAAUACACACUGGCCUUUCUUCACAACAAUCAUUGAACGAAUCCUGGCCAUCACCAUCAAACAUCGACACAUUUACCACCGGCCUGGAUCAACACCAGCCUCGUUCAACUUGCUUCAUUUAUCGGCUGUGAUUUCGCCAAUCUUCGGCAUAUCUUCUUCCCGGCCAUACUUGACCGUUGGUCGUUUACCACCUGUGGCUCUUCUCGUUGGCGGCCAUCUUUCACGUUAUUUUUGUUAUCCGCAUAUCUAAUUUUCGCUUUCUUUUGAUACCACAGAGUAAUGAUCGGGCAGUAAUGGGCCCCACGAACAAAACCAAUAAUCGAAAGCCCGGUAGCGGCAAUAAAAAACCCGGAUCGGGUAGUAAUCGGACCACAACAUCACCAGCCGGGAGUAACGCAUCAGUCCAUGAUAUGAUAACAGAUGACGAGCAACAGUAUAUUGAUAUUUCAACGACAAAACAACAUCAGCAAUCCACCGCUCAACUAGCCACUGCAUCAGCUCACACAACAGCACAACAAAUGCCAACAACAAGUUCAGAUCAACAUAUUAUGACAUAUCAACUAGAUUCCUAUGGUUAUAAUAUUGCCACUUCACAAUAUCAGAACGCGGUUCCCGUUUCAAUACAUGGUCAUCAUCCUCAAUAUGCACAACCACAUCCACAAUAUGUACAUAACAUUUACCAAUACGAACAUCAACAACAAUACCAGCCACAAUAUCAAGAUAAUGCCAACCCACCAGUAACCAAUAAUAAUAUGUCAAAUUAUCGAGACGUUCGAUCCACAUCGUCCACACCAAAUUCAGCUCUUUACCAACCAGCAACAACAAAUAUCCAAACCACAUCAACUAAAACACCAAUCACCACCACCAUUUCGAGAAGCAAUACACCAGUCAAUUUUUCAAUCGAAAGACUCCCAUCUGCAAAUGAUUGUGCCAAAUUCCUGAAGGAAACAUUAGCCAUGGCAUCAAGACUUAGUGGCAAUAUCACAACGGGAAAAAAAGAAAAAGUCGUUGAAGCUAUUGCAUAUGCAUUAGAAUUAUUGUUAGAAAACAUCGAAUUGAAAGAACAAUUGACUACAGCCAAUAAACGGAAACGUCAUGAUAACGAUAUGGACCCACGCGACGAUGUAACAAUGGAUGGCGAUAAUGAUUACGUAACCAAAUCUGAAUUAAAAUCAUGCAUGGACGAUAUCAAAGAUAGCAUCAACAAUUUAGCAAAUGUCAUCAAUAAACAAAACAUCACAACCACGAAAAAUCAACAAGCCAAAUCAUUAACAUUUGCCGAUAUCAUUAAAGAAAACAAAAAAACCACAAUUGAAAAACAUCAAACAGUCGUAUUCUUGCCCGAUAAUGAAAAUACAUCAAUGACCAGACAAACAUUAUCGCAAUUAAUACAACCAGCCAAAGAAGGAAUUGAGAUGACCGAUGCAAAAAGUUUAUCAAAAGGCAAGAUGAUUAUCGAUUUCAAGGAUAAAGCCAGCAAAAACAAAUUUGAAAUGUUAGCAAAAGCAACGAAAAAAAUCAACAUAGAGCCACCACGAAAAUUAAAGCCAACUAUCAUGUUAAAAGGUGUCCGUUUGGAUGUUAAUAAAGAAGAAAUACCAUCAAUGUUUGCUUCAUUUAAUUAUCCCAUUGCACACUAUGUCAACACAAAUAAUCUUGAUAUCACCAAACUGGUGGAAGUAGUCGCAAGUAGAAAGAAUUUUAGAAAUGAACUACUAAUCAAUUAUAUUAUCUCAAUUGAUCCAGCCAUCCGUGAUAUCGUAAUUAAUGAAUUAAAUGGCAAAAUUAUUCUGGAUUACGCAUUAGUUCAUGCUGAAGAUAUGUCACCACUCCGACAAUGUUAUCGCUGUUAUGGUUUCAGUCACAUUGCUAGCAAUUGUCUAUACAAGCCAGAGCAACAGGUUUGUCAUCACUGUGCUAUGACACAUAAACAUGAACUGUGCCCAAAUAAAAAAUGUCCGCCACAAUGUAUCAACUGUAAAAGAUCAGGUGUAAAGGAUUCAUCCAAUCAUAAUAGUGUCAGCAAAAUGUGCCCAGUUUACUACAUGAGAAUGUUACAACGUGUUGCUGAUAAAGUCAACUAUUAUAGCCAUGAAAAAUAA